Mangifera indica (mango) is the source of this 1197-nucleotide messenger RNA. Its product is annotated as annexin D2-like. Gene Ontology annotation, molecular function: calcium ion binding; calcium-dependent phospholipid binding. Gene Ontology annotation, cellular component: cytosol; cytoplasm. Lineage: Eukaryota; Viridiplantae; Streptophyta; Magnoliopsida; Sapindales; Anacardiaceae. The transcript has 5 exons. The coding region runs from base 21 to 1037 and encodes 338 amino acids. The record is from RefSeq and is a predicted model, not a curated record.
UCCGCUAUAAGAAUGACUGAAUGCCUCAUACCUCUUCAUCACCUGAAACGUUUUCUUUUCUCCACCAACACACAACUACAACGACGAUGGCCACCAUCAAAGUUCCAUCCCAGAUUCCCUCUGCAGCCGAGGAUGCUGAGCAACUCCAGAAAGCUUUUAAAGGAUGGGGCACGAACGAAGCUUUGAUCAUCUCGAUCUUGGCUCACAGAAAUGCUGAGCAACGCAAGCAAAUUAGAGAAGUCUAUGCUUCAACUUAUGGAGAAGACCUUCUGAAGGCACUGGAUAAAGAACUUUCAAGUGAUUUUGAGCGGGCUGUGCUGCUAUGGACAUUGACCCCUGCAGAGCGUGAUGCAUAUUUGGCUAAUGAGGCGACUAAGAAGUUAACUUCAAGCAACUGGACUCUCAUGGAAAUCGCAUGUACUAGAUCUUCACUUGAACUAAUUGCUGUGAAGCAGGCCUACCAUGCACGUUACAAGAAGUCCCUUGAGGAAGAUGUUGCACAUCACACAACCGGAGAUUACCGCAAGCUUUUGGUUCCUCUUGUGAGCACAUUCCGCUAUGAAGGAAAUGAGGUAAAUAUGACUUUGGCAAAAUCAGAGGCUAAGAUUCUUAACGAGAAGAUCUCAGACAAGAAGUAUAAUGAUGAAGAGGUAAUUCGGAUUCUUGCUACACGGAGCAAGGCACAGCUGAAUGCAACUCUCAAUCACUACAACAAUGCAUUUGGAAAUGCUAUCAACAAGAAUUUGAAGGCUGAUCCCAAUGAUGAGUUCCUCAAACUACUGAGAGCCACAAUCAAGUGCUUAACUUGCCCAGAAAAGUACUUUGAGAAGGUUUUGCGCCGUGCCAUCAACAAGUUGGGAACGGAUGAAUGGGCUCUAACAAGAGUAGUAACAACUCGUGCAGAGGUGGACAUGCAACGCAUUAAGGAGGAAUAUCAUAAGAGGAACAGUGUCACACUGGAGAAAGCAAUUGUUGGUGACACUUCUGGGGACUAUGAGAAAAUUCUUCUUGCUUUGAUUGGACAUGGAGAUGCUUAAGCAGUAGCUUAUAGUCUGUGCUACUAGCCGUGCACUAUCUUUUGCUUGUAUGCUUGGCUGAUUGUACUCGUAUGACUCUGCUUUACCAGUUUUCUGAGAGCUGUAAGUUGGAACGUGUGGGUGUUUUCUGAAAUAAUGGAAUAAUAGGACUUUUUUUGUA